AGUAGCAAUUUUUUUUAUUCUUUUUGCACUCUAUAUUGUACAGUUUAUAUUUCUGUUAUUCACGUCUAUUCUAAAGUUAAGUACCACAGACUUUUUAUCUAGACUUUUAACAGAUCUGUUUCAAUUUUCAUACAAUCUCGGAGUAUACGAAAUAUUAGUUUUAUUCCUAUUCACCCAUUUUAUCGAAACAAGAGGGCUCAAUUCUUUUCAUUUGAAAGAUAUUCUAUUCUUGCGGAACACUUGAACAUAUUUCCAUAUUAAUUAUACCAUAAACCCUAUUAUAAUGAGCACAACACACCGUCCGUUCUCAUUGGUACAUGGCUCCAUUGAGCACACACUUCUUGUCCCAACCGGAGUUUUCUUCAAGUUUUCUCAACUUCAAGAUCAAUUCGCUAAGACUCUUCCUGAGCCAACUGAAGGUUUCGCCGGCGACAAUGAGCCUUCAUCUCCAGCUGAAUUAUUGGCUCAAUUUCUUGGGUACGUGGCUACUCUUGUCGACCCAUCUCAAGAAGGUCAAUUUGAUGAAGUUCUUAAACUUACUCUCCAUGAGUUUGAGUCUAGAUUCCUUUCCACUCUUGAUGUCCACUCCUUUGCCGUCACCCUCUUAAAGGAUGAAGAAACCUACCCUACCACUCUUGCCAAGGUCAAGGAAGUGGUCAAGUACUAUAUUCAAGCCUUGAUUAACUCUAACUCCGAAAUUAAGAAGACUGAAUCUGCUCUUUUGAGUAAGGCUCAUUCCAUCACCUCCAAGACUGGAUCUGCCAAAAUUGUGGCCAUUUUUGGUGGUCAAGGUAACACCGAUGACUAUUUCGAAGAAUUGAGAGAUUUACAUCAAACUUAUGAUGGUUUGGUCUCUGAUCUCAUUCUUAAGUUAGCCAACAAGUUGAAUGAAUUGGUCAAAACCACUGAAAACACUGACAAGAUCUAUACCCAAGGUUUCAACAUUUUGGAAUGGUUGUCUAGCACUGAAAAGACCCCAUCUCAAGAUUAUUUAUUAUCUGUCCCAGUUUCAUGUCCAUUGAUCUGUGUAAUUCAAUUGUGUCACUAUGCCAUCACCUGUAAGAUCUUGGGUUUGACUCCUGGUGAAUUCAGAAACUACCUUACUGGAACCACUGGUCACUCUCAAGGUUUGGUUACCUCCAUUGCUAUUGCUUCUUCUGACUCUUGGGACUCAUUCUUGGAAAACUCCUUGAAGGCUAUUUCUUUGUUAUUUUACAUUGGUUCCAGAUGUCUCCAAACUUACCCAAGAACCACAUUGCCACCAACCAUGUUGCAAGAUUCCUUGGCUAACGGUGAAGGUAGACCAUCUCCUAUGUUGUCUGUCAGAGACUUGUCAAUUGAAGAAGUUCAAGAAUUCAUUGACCAAACUAACAAGCAUUUGCCACAAGAAAAGCACAUCGAUAUUUCUUUGAUUAACGGUCCAAGAAAUUUGGUUGUUUCCGGUCCUCCAGAAUCUUUGUAUGGUUUGAAUGUUGCCUUAAGAAACAAGAAGGCUCCAUCUGGUUUAGAACAAUCUAGAAUUCCAUACUCUGAAAGAAAGUUGAGAUUCUCUAACAGAUUCUUACCAAUUUUCUCCCCAUUCCACUCUCACUUGUUACAAUCUGCCACUGAAUUGAUCCUUGACGAUUUGUCUAACAGUGACUUAGAAUGGGAUGCUUCUAACAUCAAGAUUCCAGUGUACGAUACUUUUGAUGGUUCUAACUUCCAAGACUACAAGGAAUCUGUCGCUGCUAGAGUCACCAAAUGUAUUACUCAAUUACCAGUUCACUGGGAAAAGGCUACUGCCUUCCAAUCCACUCACUUGUUGGACUUUGGUCCAGGUGGUGUCUCUGGUUUGGGUGUUUUGACUCAUAGAAUCAAGGAUGGUACCGGUUCUCGUAUUGUUAUUGCUGGUACUUUGGAUAACACCCCAGCUGAUGAUGAAUAUGGUUUCAAGCAAGAAAUUUUCAACCAAGACCCUGUCUCUGUCAAGUGGUCUGCCAACUGGUUGGAAGAAUUCCAACCAAAGUUAGUUAAGACUUCUACUGGUAAGGUUUAUGUUGACACCAAAUUCUCCAAGUUGUUAGGUAGAGCUCCAUUGAUGGUUCCAGGUAUGACUCCAACUACCGUCAACCCAGAAAUCAUCGCUGCUACCAUCAAUGCAGGUUACCACAUUGAAUUAGCUGGUGGUGGUUACUUCAAUGCUCCUUCUAUGGAAGCUGCCUUGAAUGAAGUUGCCAAGAACGUUACUCCAGGUUCCGGUAUUGGUAUCAACUUGAUUUACGUCAACCCAAGAAUGUUGCAAUGGGGUAUUCCAUUGAUCAAGACUUUGAGAGAAAAGGGAUUCCCUAUUCAAUCUAUGUCCAUUGGUGCCGGUGUUCCAUCUCUUGAAGUUGCCACUGAAUAUAUUGAAACCUUGGGUUUGACGCAUUUGGGAUUGAAACCAGGUUCCGUUGAUGCUAUUUCUCAAACAAUUGCUAUUGCAAAGGCUCACCCACACUUCCCUAUUGUUUUACAAUGGACUGGUGGUAGAGGUGGUGGUCACCACUCUUUUGAAGACUUCCAUCAACCAAUUUUGCAAAUGUACUCUAAGAUCAGAAGAUGUCCUAACAUUGUUUUGGUUGCUGGUUCUGGUUUCGGUUCUGAUGAAGACACCUACCCAUACUUGACUGGUUCUUGGUCUAAGGCUUUCAACUACCCUGCUAUGCCAUUCGAUGGUGUCCUCUUUGGCUCUCGUGUUAUGACUGCCAAGGAAGCACACACCUCCUUGGAUGCUAAGAAGGCUAUUGCCAACUGUGCCGGUGUUCCAGAUGACAAGUGGGAAAACACCUACAAGAAGCCAACUGGUGGUAUUAUCACCGUUAGAUCCGAAAUGGGUGAACCAAUCCAUAAGCUUGCUACUAGAGGUGUUAUGCUCUGGAAGGAAAUGGAUGACACCAUCUUCUCUUUACCAAAGAACAAGUUAUUGGACGCUUUGGCUAAGAAGAAGGAUUACAUCAUUGGUAAGUUAAACAAGGAUUUCCAAAAGCCAUGGUUCGGUAGAAAUGCCAAUGGUGUUUGUGAUUUGCAAGAAAUGACUUACGAAGAAGUUGCCUUGAGAUUAGUUGAAUUGAUGUACGUCAAGAAAUCUAACAGAUGGAUUGACCAAUCACUUAGAAACUUCUACGGUGAUUACUUGAGAAGAGUUGAAGAAAGAUUCACCACUAAGCAAAACGUUGAAUCCUUGAUUCAAAACUUUGCUCAAUUGCAAGAACCAUUCUCUGUCACCGAAAACUUCUUUAACACUUUCCCUCUUGCCAAAGAUCAAUUGAUCAGUCAAGAAGAUUGUGACUUCUUUUUGAUGCUUUGUUUCAGACCAUCUCAAAAGCCAGCACCAUUUGUUCCAGCCCUUGAUGAAAAGUUUGAAUUUUACUUCAAGAAGGAUUCUUUAUGGCAAUCUGAAGAUUUGGAAGCUGUUGUUGAUGAAGAUGUUCAAAGAACUUGUAUCUUACAUGGUCCAGUUGCUGCUCAAUUCACUAAUGAAGUUGACGAACCAAUCAAGGUCAUUUUGGACUCCAUUCAUGAUGGUCACAUUAGACGUUUGCUUGAAGAUGUUUACAACGGUGAUGAAUCUAAGAUUCCAACUGUUGAAUACUUCGGUAACAAGAUUCCAGUCCACUACGAAUCCUUGCCAGGUGUCUCCAUUGAAAAGUCUGGUUCCACUGAAACUUACACUAUUGGUACUACCUUACCUGAAACUACCAAGUGGUUUGAAUUAUUGGCUGGUGACAAGUUGAACUGGUUACAAGCUUUUAUUUCCAGUGAUAGAGUUGUUCAAGGUAUUAACCAUAUUGCAAACCCUGCUCAUGCUGUUUUGGCUCCUGCUGCUAAUGUUGUAGUCAAGGUUGAAAACCGUGACGACUCUUCUAAGACCAGGUUGACUGUCUACGAACCAUUGAACGGUGAUUUGAAGCCAGUUGUUGAAAUUAAGUUGAUUGAAAAGAACCAAAUUCAAUUCUCUUUAAUUGAACACAGAAAUGUCGACCAAGUAGCUGCUUACUUGCCAUUCUUGUUUGACUACAACACUGAAGAUGGUUAUGCCCCAAUCUUGGAAGUCAUGGAAGGUAGAAAUGACAGAAUCAAGGAAUUCUACUGGAAGGUUUGGUUCGGCGCGGAUGUUCCAUUCGACUUGAACAUUGACGUUGACAACCUCAUUCUUGGUGAAGAUCUCACUAUUACUGGUCAAGAUAUUUCUGAAUUCACUCAUGCUAUUGGUAACAAGUGUGAAGCAUUUGUUCCAAGACCAGGAAAGGUUACCUUUGCUCCAAUGGAUUUUGCUAUUGUUAUCGGUUGGAGAGCUAUCAUGAAGUCUAUCUUCCCAAAGAGUGUUGAUGGUGAUUUGUUGAAGCUUGUUCAUUUGUCUAAUGGUUACAAGAUGAAUGUCGGUGUCGAACCAUUGAAGAAGGGUGACAAGGUCUCAUCUAAGGCUAGUAUUAAAUCAGUCUUGAACCAACCUUCUGGUAAGUUGGUUGAAGUAAUUGGUACCAUCUAUAGAGAAGACGAAGCUGUUUUGGAAGUUACUUCUCAAUUCUUGUACCGUGGUGAUUAUGUUGACUUCGAGAACACUUUCAUGAAGACAACUGAAACUCCUGUCCAAGUUCAUCUUAAAUCUGCCAAGGACUUGGCUAUUUUGAGAUCCAAGGAAUGGUUCCACUUAGAAAGAGAAAUUGACUUGUUGGACCAAACUUUGACUUUCCGUUGCGAAUCCACUUACAAGUUUAAGAGUGCUAACGUUUACUCCUCAAUUGAAACCACAGGUGAAGUUUUUGUUGAAUUACCAACCAAGGAAGUUAUUCAAAUUGGUUCUAUUGAAUACGAAGCUGGUAAGUCUUUCGGUAACCCAGUUACUGACUACUUGUCUAGAAACGGUACUACCAUUGAAGAGGCUAUUAAGUUUGAGAAUGUCAUUCCAAUUUCUUCUGGUGAAGAAUUGACUUCUAAGGCUCCUGGUACUAACGAACCAUAUGCCAAGGUUUCUGGUGAUUACAAUCCUAUCCAUGUUUCUAGAGUCUUCGCUUCUUAUGCCAAGUUACCAGGAACUAUCACCCACGGUAUGUACUCUUCUGCCUCUAUCAGAUCUUUGGUUGAAGAAUGGGCUGCUAACAAUGUUGCUUCCAGAGUUCGUGCUUUCAAGAGUAAGUUCGUCGGUAUGGUUUUGCCAAACGAUACUUUGCAAACUACUUUGGAACAUAUCGGUAUGAUCAACGGUCGUAAGAUUAUCAAGGUCCAAACUAAGAAUGUUGAAACUGACACCCUUGUUUUGGAAGGUGAAGCUGAAAUUGAACAACCAAUUACUACUUAUGUCUUUACUGGUCAAGGUUCUCAAGAACAAGGUAUGGGUAUGGACUUGUACAAGUCUUCCGCUGUUGCUCGUGAAGUUUGGGACAAGGCUGACCGUCACUUUGUUAACAACUAUGGUUUCUCUAUUCUUGACAUUGUUAUCAACAACCCUAACGAAUUAACAGUUCACUUUGGUGGUGCCAAGGGUAGAAAGAUCAGAGAAAACUAUAUUGGUAUGAUGUUCGAAACUAUUGGUGAUGAUGGUUCUGUUAAGGCUGAAAAGAUUUUCAAAGAUAUCGACCACACCACUACUUCUCACACUUUCGUCUCUCCAACUGGUUUGUUAUCUGCAACCCAAUUCACUCAACCUGCCUUGACUUUGAUGGAAAAGGCUUCCUACGAAGAUAUCAAAUCUAAGGGAUUGAUUCCAACUGAUAUCAUGUUUGCUGGUCACUCUUUGGGUGAAUACUCUGCUUUAUCUUCUUUGGCUAACGUUAUGCCAAUUGAAUCUUUGGUUGAUGUUGUCUUCUACCGUGGUAUGACUAUGCAAGUUGCUGUUCCAAGAGAUGAACUUGGAAGAUCUAACUAUGGUAUGUGUGCUGUUAACCCAACCAGAGUUAACCCUACUUUCAAUGAUGCUGCUUUAAGAUUUGUUGUUGAUGAAGUUUCUGCCAAGACUGGUUGGUUAUUGGAAAUUGUCAACUACAACGUUGAAAACACUCAAUACGUUACUGCUGGUGACUUGAGAGGUUUAGACACCUUGACCAAUGUUUUGAAUGUGAUUAAGUUGAACAAGAUUGACAUUGUUAAGUUACAAGCUACCAUGUCCUUGGACCAAGUCAGAGAACAUUUGGCUGAAAUUAUCACUGAAGUUGCUGCCCAAUCUGUCGCUAAGCCUCAACCAAUCGACUUGCAAAGAGGUUUUGCCGUCAUUCCAUUGAAGGGAAUUUCUGUUCCAUUCCACUCUUCUUACUUGAUGUCUGGUGUUAAGCCUUUCCAAAGAUUCUUAUGUAAGAAGAUUCCAAAGUCAUCUGUCAAGCCAAAGGACUUGAUCAACAAAUAUAUUCCUAACUUGACUGCUAAGCCAUUUGAGAUAACCAAGGAAUACUUCCAAGAAGUUUAUGAAUUGACUAAGUCUGAAAAGAUUAAGAGCAUCAUUGACAACUGGGCAACUUACGAGUCUGCUUAAAUUACUCGCGAAUAUACACAAAUGGGAAUACUGAAUUUCAGCAAUUAAAUACGUGGUACUAUUUAAUUGUAUUAG
Messenger RNA from [Candida] anglica, 6562 nucleotides. NCBI's taxonomy places the organism in Eukaryota, Fungi, Ascomycota, Pichiomycetes, Serinales, Debaryomycetaceae. The record is from the annotation of a GenBank genome assembly.